Messenger RNA from Rhizoctonia solani, 798 nucleotides. RefSeq lists its product as uncharacterized. The record is from RefSeq and is a predicted model, not a curated record. NCBI's taxonomy places the organism in Eukaryota, Fungi, Basidiomycota, Agaricomycetes, Cantharellales, Ceratobasidiaceae. The coding region runs from base 1 to 798 and encodes 265 amino acids. The transcript is spliced from 5 exons.
AUGUCUACGGCCUAUCUCUCAAGUCCUAUUUCUCCUGUUACCUCUCAAUUAGGGCGACUAGCAUUACUUCCCAAGAGCACAGAUGACCGUAAUUCCAAUUACCAGUCUAUAUCGGGGUUGGAUGAAGCUCGGACAAAUGGGGAGUCCUGGGACUCUUGGGGGGAUCGAGAUGUUCUGAAAACGGUUCAAAGCAUGAUAGAUUAUCUGGCCUGGCAUUCGAAACCCAACCACGGUCGUUCGACCGAAAUAGAACAUAGAGCCCCUGUUGCCAAAGGUGCGGAUGUGACGAAACCCUUUCAACUUCGAGCACCUCAGAGCAAGCAGAGGCGAUCUUCCAAUGAUCGACGCUAUGUUCAUCCCCCGGCAUCGAGAAAAAAGUACUUUGUUGUAUUCCCCUGUAUUUAUUCGAUCGAUCAAGACCGAAUCAUCUGCCGGCUCGACGAAAAUUUCCAGCAACACCCAGUUAUAUCUCGACCGAUGCAGAUAAAAACAAUCUUGAGCUUACAAGGGAUGGAAUAUUGUCUCGAUGAGAGCGGAGAUUUGUGGUACAAAAUCGACCGUGAUUGGAUCAAGGAGACGUUCUACACGGAGAUAAAUUGCGCCCUGAUGGAGACAAUCUUCCAUGUGUUCCUGGGAGUUCAUGGAUUCCCUCUUCUCCGAGCGACUGUUCUUUCGGAAACACUUCUAGUGGACCAAGCAGCCCAACGCUUAGCACCGGAUCCAAUGAGCUACAUGUUCUACCUCAACUUGGUCAAAAUCCGGACCAAGCAGAGAUCGAUAACUGGUUCCAAAAGCUAA